Messenger RNA from Spizellomyces punctatus DAOM BR117, 1096 nucleotides. RefSeq lists its product as uncharacterized. Bases 19 to 570 code for a protein of 183 amino acids. The record is from RefSeq and is a predicted model, not a curated record. The transcript has 5 exons. Lineage: Eukaryota; Fungi; Chytridiomycota; Chytridiomycetes; Spizellomycetales; Spizellomycetaceae. Gene Ontology annotation, molecular function: chromatin binding. Gene Ontology annotation, biological process: chromatin organization; negative regulation of transcription by RNA polymerase II. Gene Ontology annotation, cellular component: nucleus; pericentric heterochromatin.
AUACAAUCUCGCGCAAUCAUGUCCAAACAGAAGGACCCCGAAGACAGCUAUUCAGAGGAGGAGAGCGCAGAAGAGGAUUCCGUGGCGGGGUCAGAAGGUGACGAAGAAGAGAGCUUGUAUGAAGUGGAACGUAUUGUCAAGUACAGAUUUCACAACGGCAACCACCAAUACCAUGUGAAAUGGAAGAAUUAUCCUUCCAGCGACAAUACCUGGGAGAACGUUGAGAACCUGGACAAUUGCCGCGAUACAAUUGCCCAAUUUUGGCAAAAGACCCGACAACCACGUCCAAACGAUACCCUUUCCCAUACGGACGUGAAGAGUACACCGCAGGACGAAGGCUCUGAGACAGAGAAAAAGUCAUCGGUAAACGAAGACGAGACCGAGUUGUGGGAUGAUCUUGUAGAGUGCAUUGAAGCCGUCGAGCCGGCUACUUCGGCAUUGAAGAUGCGUGUGACGGUAAAGUGGAAAGAAGGGGUGCGCAGCCAGCAUGACGCAUCUGUCAUAUAUUCCAAGUGUCCCCACCAGGCGCUACGAUUUUUUGCAGAACAUGUUGAUCCCCCCUCAGAAUGAAUUUAGUCUGAAGGACAGAUCUGGCGAUUGCCGUGUAUUGCUCUGAGAUCAGCUUGCAUUGGAGCCCAUCACAUUCCGUAGCGAUUCCUAGUUAUUAAAGCAUGAAUGCCUCGCGCCGCCAGCACGGAACGUGUGAGGAAUUCAGUCAGUUUGCGGUUUGCUUUAUUAUGACACUGAUCAUGCCAGAAAGAAGAGUCGGCAACCGGAGUGACUGCCGCGCCGCGUUGCCUCUGCUACCUAUAUCCGUGGAUCCCCUCGUAAUAGACGCGAAAGUUGCUGCCGCAUACGCCGGCAGCAAUUGCGCUAAUAGACGACACAAUAGGAAGACAUUACGCGUUCAAUAAUAGUUGGAUCGCUUUUCUAAUAUGCGAUGUAUCGUAUGAUUCCUAUGGUAGUAACCCAAUCUGAGCCGCCAUUUGCAAUCUUUAGUAGGUCAUAGAUUGAUCACCUUGAUUAGCUCUUGCGCUUCUUUCUUGGCUGCAUGAAUUUGUUUCUGGAUAAUGGUGAAUUGAUGUGCCGCUUGCAC